Pomacea canaliculata is the source of this 1343-nucleotide messenger RNA. RefSeq lists its product as uncharacterized. Lineage: Eukaryota; Metazoa; Mollusca; Gastropoda; Architaenioglossa; Ampullariidae. The transcript has 3 exons. Bases 809 to 1306 code for a protein of 165 amino acids. The record is from RefSeq and is a predicted model, not a curated record.
AUCAUUUUCUUGCAGAUAGAAUGGUAAAGACGGUAAAAAUACGAUGAUUAAUGAUCGUUUAAAAAAAUAGACAAUUACUUUGCAAAUAUAUUACAUUCUGUUUUAUCAUAAAAAUCAAUUUCAUCACAAUAAAAGAAUUUCUUUCAUACCUUAUUUCUCUUAAAUUCACGCAGAAAGUGACGGUGGCAAACAGAGCUUAUGCACAGGUAUGGCUUUCCCGAGACAGAAAGAAAAAGAGAACGGGCAGAAUUUCUAAUCCUAAAGAUUUGAUUGGAGGGACCCAUGUGCUACCUGGUUACUGUUACUGCGGGUGAUGAUGGUGUCUGAGUCUUGCAUCCAGCUGCCCUCUGGGCGGGGUCCGGAAACACGCAGCAGCAGCAGCCGCACACGUGGCGCCAUCUUGCAGUCCUCCAAACAUCGGUUCUUGAGUUGCCAACGAUUUGGUAAUAAGUAGUCUCUCCUUGCCAACGACAGAGGAUAACUGAUGGGCUAGGAGUUGACUGUAGGGAUGUCUGGAGGGAGUCAAGUGAGGUCUCUCUCUCUCACACUCACACACACAAACAUAUACACGCCAACAGAACAGACACACACUCGCACACACACCCGAAACUACACACGAACAUUCACGUAUACCCAUGCAUAAGUAUAAAAGUAAGGAAAGAAGAAGGACCGGCGCAGAUCUUUCAUCGGAGUAGACAGGAAUGGUUGGAAACAUCUAAGGUGAAGAACAGUUGCUGCACGUCUUCUGUCCUCCACUUCUCGCUUCACUGAACACCGACAACACCGCUCCAGCCAGGUGAUCUCAAGGAUGAGACUCGUGCGGUUGCCGGGUCCCUGUGUCUUGCUGUGCAUGACCGUCUUCAGCCACACCUCCAUGGCUUCGGGUGAGUGCGUCAAGGCGCACAAGUCCAUCCACUUCACGGUGCCCGGGUACAUCACGUACCCCAUUCAUACCAACGAGUGCCGCGAGACGGUGUCUUCGGUGAUCUCCCCUGUCGUGUCGGUCAACGCGUCGCACCUGAGCAUGUUCCGCCGGCACUACUCCACGUGCUGCUGCGGCAUCGACAACACCAGUCUCCAUGAGGCAGAACUGCUCAGUCUAGAUGGCCGUCCGUCCAUCAUUCUCCUGUACCGUCGGAUUGAAGAGUGUGUCUGCGUCUCCUGCGACGAUGUUUCCAGAGUCAGUCGUCGGCUACUUCCGGAAAUCGCCGAUCGCUUCCGAUCCAAGCGGCUGCAACUUGCCCGACAGCCAUCGCUCGCCACUCGCGGAGGUGCGGAGGCUCUCAGCGACAUCCUAGGGAUGUGAAGACCACGUGACCCUGUCUUGAGGCCCCUCGGUCCCC